Lachancea thermotolerans CBS 6340 is the source of this 1026-nucleotide messenger RNA. It is a transcript of the gene AIM45, whose product is annotated as Aim45p. Bases 1 to 1026 code for a protein of 341 amino acids. Gene Ontology annotation, cellular component: mitochondrion. NCBI's taxonomy places the organism in Eukaryota, Fungi, Ascomycota, Saccharomycetes, Saccharomycetales, Saccharomycetaceae. The record is from RefSeq and is a predicted model, not a curated record. The transcript has a single exon. Gene Ontology annotation, molecular function: flavin adenine dinucleotide binding; electron transfer activity.
AUGUUUUCGGUAGGUGUUAGAUCUUGCGUCGGUCCUGUUGUCAGAAGGCCAGCCAAUUUUAGGCUGGCGUCGACUUUAGUAUUUUUAGAGGCGAACAAAGAUGGCAAAGUCGCACAGUCCUCCCUGAGUGCGCUUUCUGCUGCAGAACAAUUAGGCAACCCCAUCAAAGCUUUGCUUGCUGGCAGUAACUCCACCGAAGCCGCUAAGCAACUGAAACUUACAGUGGGUGCCUCUUUGGUCGAUCAAAUUAUUGUUGCAAACAAUGAGGUUUACGACAACUACCUUCCUGAGGCGGUAACGCCCUUAUGUCUGGAACUGCUAAAGGAAAAGGAGUUUAGCCACUUCGUUGUCGCAAGCUCGGCCGUUGGAAAGAACCUUUUACCUCGUGUUGGUGCAUUACUUGAUUAUCAGCCAAUCUGUGAUGUUACUAAGAUCGUUGACCCCACAACCUUUGUGAGACCAAUAUAUGCUGGCAACGCGUUAGCUACAGUGCAAUGCACUCAAGAAAAGAAGCUCGUUAGUGUAAGAGCUUCUUCCUUUCCCGCGUGCAGCGCAGGUUCCUUCGACGCGCCAACUUUAGAGGCGCCACAGGUCGAAAUCGCGGAACUUGGUGUCGCAUGGGAAAGCGAAAACCUGGUCAAGAGCGCCAGGCCCGAUCUUGGGUCGGCCGCUAAAGUGGUCUCGGGAGGACGCGGUUUGAAGAACAAGGAAACAUUUGACAAGCUUAUUACCCCUCUGGCCGACUCUCUCUCAGCUGCGAUCGGCGCUACCAGAGCUGCUGUUGACUCCGGGUUCUGUGAAAACUCUCUGCAAAUCGGGCAAACUGGCAAGGUUAUUGCGCCAGAUCUUUACAUUGGCGUUGGUGUUUCUGGCGCCAUUCAGCAUUUGGCUGGUAUGAAAGACUCAAAGGUCAUUGUUGCGAUCAACAACGAUCAAGAAGCGCCCAUAUUCCAGGUAGCAGAUUUUGGUCUCGUUGGCGAUCUUAAUGAGAUUGUGCCUGAGCUAACAAAAAAGCUGACUAAAUAA